AUGGCGUACAAGCAGACAUUCACUCGCUUCAACGUGAUCUCGGUACUGUUUGCAUCCUUCGGCUCUCUCUACUGUGGAUAUACUUUAGCUGUCAUUAUCUCUACUCUCGGCCAGCCAACAUUCUAUUCGAGUCUCGGCCUCGUGACCGACACGUCUGACUCAGGCUAUGGCUUUACAAACGCCAUAAUUUCUACCGCGAAUGGAAUUUUCUUUGCUGGGGCGUUCUUCGGUGCCCUUCUAGCCGGCGGGCUUUCGUCAAGACUGGGCCGAAUCCGGAUCUUUCAGAUGUCUUCGAUUGUGGGCAUCAUUGGAGGUGCCAUCCAGACUGGAGCCAUAAGCCCCGCGAUGUAUUUGGUGGCACGACUCAUUACGGGGUUUGGUAUGGGACUAUCAUUCGCCGUUGUACCAGUCUGGGUUUCGGAGGUUGCUCCACCCAAAUUCCGGGGCCUCAUGGCUGUCGACACUUCUUUCGGAUGGCGCUUCCCGAAUGCCAUAAUUAUUGUCUGGGCGGUCCUGCUCCUGGCUGGCACCUUUAUCAUCCCUGAAAGCCCACGUUGGCUCGUCACCAAAGAAAGGGAUGGUGAAGCAUUAGAAGUUCUACGUCGCCUACAUCACGACCCCAGUGAUCCUCAAGAUACUUUUGCUCAUCAGGAAUUGUUACUUAUUCGGAAUCAGAUCUCUGACGAUAAUAAGCAACGAAAUGAUGGAGGAAAAUGGCAAAUUAUCGCGCAGAAAACAUAUCGCAGACGACUAAUAGUUGCAUUGAUGACGACGAUCGGUAGUCAGAAUACCGGUAUCCUGGUGAUCAACAACUUCAAUGCACUUCUUUAUGCAUCACUUGGAUUGAACAAUUGGCAAGCUCUACUCUUGAGUGCCGGAUACAAUACCUGGGCCAUGAUUGCAAACUUCCUGGGAGCGGUGAUCUCUGAUCGAUUUGGUAGACGAAAACUCCUAUGUAAGCCACUGAAACCUCCCAUGUAG
Molecule: messenger RNA, 981 nt
Organism: Exophiala bonariae
Lineage: Eukaryota; Fungi; Ascomycota; Eurotiomycetes; Chaetothyriales; Herpotrichiellaceae
Exons: 5
Coding region: 1-981 (326 amino acids)
Biological process (GO): transmembrane transport; carbohydrate transport
Cellular component (GO): membrane
Molecular function (GO): carbohydrate:proton symporter activity
Source: RefSeq, a predicted model, not a curated record